AUGAGAGGCAAACAACCUGGAGGUCACUAUAAUGAUCCACUACCACACUUCACACUCUGGGAUGCUGCCAAUGUAUUUGAGUUUGCGACAUCUAGAUUCAUGGCCAUCUGCCAUGCCGUUGGCAAGAGCUAUGUACAAUGCACACCCAACGUAAAUCAAUUGCUGGGAAAGUACAUUAUGUGGGAAGCACAAUUGGGGCUGUUUUGCUAUGAAGAACUCGCUCAUUCAUUCCUCGCUUGCCCCACAGAGAAGCAUCUCUGUUUGUGGGAAGGUCGUCGGCUUGUUGAAUAUCACCCUUAUUCCUGGUGGAAUGACCGCUGGGACAUGCGUUUCCAGACUGCAGAAGUGCAGUUAAACUUUACAGAAGUGAUAGACAUCAUGAGCGAACAUUUUCAGCAACGGCCAGAGGGUGCAUUACUGGCUGCUUUACCCACCACCAUGAAUCCUCAGGGAGGUCCGUUGAGUAGGCAACUUCUCACAGUCAGGGCAGCAGCAGCACGUGCUACUGAUGAAGUUCGCCAAAUGAUUGAAGAUAAACAGAUUGAGGCUGUCAUCGGUGCCGAGUCUCUCGGCCACCCGGAGGAGAUUAAUAUCAGCCAUGCUAUGGAAGCUUCUCGCCGUAUGGUACAUUGUGCAAGACAGAUGGUGACGACUCCGUGGUUAUAA
Molecule: messenger RNA, 666 nt
Organism: Suillus discolor
Lineage: Eukaryota; Fungi; Basidiomycota; Agaricomycetes; Boletales; Suillaceae
Exons: 3
Coding region: 1-666 (221 amino acids)
Source: RefSeq, a predicted model, not a curated record